AUGUCGUAUCUCUUGUAUAGCGCCAGUUUUUUUGUCCUUGUCAUCGGCACCGCUCUCUACUUGACCAGAUCGCGAUGGCUUCCGCAUGUCCCCGUGCCCGACUACGUCUACGACCGACUCCCCGAUAGCUUUACAGGCGACAUCGAAGCCGGCUUCACCUCCUCGGACUUUGAUCUCGCCAGCAACGUGGUUGAGGGCGACUCCAGGUCCGGUCUGGACAAGAAAGCGAAACGGGAAAUACGAAGAAUCAUGAGGAAGCGUGGGGUGAAUUUCGAUGAGGCUCGCCGACUAUAUACAGAGCAACGCUUCGCAAAUAAUAAUAUUGGGCCGGACGGCCGACCAAGAGACCCCAAAUUUGUUUCCUUCUCAUGA
Molecule: messenger RNA, 372 nt
Organism: Talaromyces rugulosus
Lineage: Eukaryota; Fungi; Ascomycota; Eurotiomycetes; Eurotiales; Trichocomaceae
Exons: 2
Coding region: 1-372 (123 amino acids)
Source: RefSeq, a predicted model, not a curated record